Drosophila eugracilis is the source of this 4776-nucleotide messenger RNA. It is a transcript of the gene Nadsyn, whose product is annotated as glutamine-dependent NAD(+) synthetase. NCBI's taxonomy places the organism in Eukaryota, Metazoa, Arthropoda, Insecta, Diptera, Drosophilidae. The coding region runs from base 730 to 3093 and encodes 787 amino acids. Gene Ontology annotation, cellular component: cytoplasm. Gene Ontology annotation, molecular function: NAD+ synthase (glutamine-hydrolyzing) activity; ATP binding; glutaminase activity. The record is from RefSeq and is a predicted model, not a curated record. Gene Ontology annotation, biological process: NAD+ biosynthetic process. The transcript has 7 exons.
UGCCAUCACUAGAGGUCACUCUUGGAAUUGUCCAAUUGGAUUUGUUUACCUUUCGCCAGUUUAAACUUUUCGGUGGUUUUCGCGUGGUAAAGUGACUGAGGAGUCGCGGUGUGAAUUGUGCGAAGGAUCGAGGAAAGCCCAUUGUUUUGCAGAAGUUUUGCCUAACUUCUUUUUGGAGUGUGCGUGUAUGGAUGAGUGUGUGCUGAUGCCUGAAGUCUAAAAAAAGGAAGCGAAUUAACGGUAACGGUAAAACGGCAAAGGUGAAGAGCGAACAGGACAGCGACAGCAAAUGUGGUGGGCCAAGAAGGGCUAAAGAAGAAUAUAGAGGAGGGAAGGCGCUUUAAGGAUCCAAUCGAACAACGACUUGCAACGAAACUUUCCUGCGGCCGGGUGGAUAGUAAUCGAGGCCCACAAACAUUCAAAAAAUUCCCCCAAAUGCUGGCCAUGUAGUACAGUGAACUAACAAAAACAGCAACAACUUAACGAACAACAACAACACCGAGGUGCCCUUAGACAAUCUAUUCGUACAACAGGAACAACAAACUCAACUAACAACAAAUUGAAAUUGAUAACUGCCGAUUUUUUGAACUGACAAUAAGAAUAAGCGAAACUGUAACAACAACAAAGGAACCAAAGUUAAUCGAACCAACCAACCGAACACGGGAUUUAAUCAGUGGAAAACAAAUAAAUUAAACUAAAACACAAACUAAAACUAAAAACGCCAUCAAAAUGGGACGAAAAGUAACCGUGGCGGUGUCCACGCUGAACCAAUGGGCCCUGGACUUCGAGGGGAAUAUGGUGAGGAUAUUGCAGUCCAUUCUGGAGGCCAAGGACAUGGGCGCCAGCUAUCGCACGGGACCGGAGUUGGAGGUUUGUGGCUAUAGUUGCGAGGACCACUUCCGUGAGCCGGACACGUUCCUGCACUCGUGGGAAGUUCUUCUGGAGGUGAUGAUGUCGCCUAUGUGUGAGAAUAUGCUGGUGGAUGUGGGCAUGCCGGUGAUGCAUCGAAAUGUGGCCUACAAUUGCCGGGUGGCGUUCUUCAAUCGCCAGAUCCUGCUCAUCCGGCCCAAGAUGGCGAUGUGCGAUGAUGGCAACUAUAGGGAAUCCCGUUGGUUUACAGCCUGGACAAAAUCUCUGCAAACGGAGGAGUUCGUGCUGCCGCGAAUGAUUGCCCAACAUACAGGACAGCAGACGGUGCCGUUUGGUGAUGCCGUCAUAGCCACUAGAGACACUUGUCUGGGUUAUGAGAUCUGCGAGGAGCUGUGGAAUGUGCGUAGCAAGCACAUUGAGAUGUCCCUAGCAGGUGUGGAGCUGAUAGUAAACAGCUCCGGCAGCUAUAUGGAACUGCGUAAGGCGCACAUCACCACCGAUCUCAUCCGAAAUGCCAGCUUCAAGGCCGGAGGAGCCUAUCUCUUUAGCAAUCUUCGUGGUUGUGAUGGCCAGCGGGUCUACUUCAAUGGCUGCUCGGCCAUUGCCUUGAACGGUGAGAUACUGGCACGUGGACAACAAUUUGCCCUGCAGGAUGUAGAGGUCACGCUGGCCACCAUCGAUCUGGAGGAGAUUCGUGCCUAUCGCGUUAGCCUGAGAUCCCGCUGCUCAGCGGCUGCGGCGGCAGCAGAUUAUCCAAGGAUCCAUUGCGACUUCGAGAUGUCCACGCACAGUGAUAUCUUCAAGACGUCAACGCCUCCGCUUAAUUGGCCAAUUCAUACGCCAGAGGAGGAGAUUGCUCUGGGACCUGCCUGUUGGCUCUGGGACUAUCUAAGAAGAUCCGGUCAAGGGGGAUUUUUCCUACCGCUCAGUGGUGGUGUCGAUUCCAGUAGCUCUGCCACAAUAGUGCACUCCAUGUGCCGGCAGAUUGUCCAGGCUGUGCAACUGGGGGACGCCCAGGUGCUGCACGAUAUCCGUUUGAUUCUGGCCGAUACAGAUUAUACGCCGGAUAAUGCCGCCGGAUUGUGCAACCGACUGUUGGUCACCUGUUACAUGGGCAGCGUGAAUAGUAGCAAGGAAACCAGGAGAAGGGCCGCCCAGUUGGCAAAUCAACUGGGCAGUUAUCACAUCGAGAUCAGCAUUGACUCGGCCGUGAAUGCCUUGUUGGGCAUAUUUAAUGCUGUCACGGGUUUGACGCCUCGAUUCCGGACGCAGGGAGGUUGUGCCCGGCAAAAUCUGGCACUGCAGAAUAUGCAAUCGAGGAUUCGUAUGGUCCUGGCCUAUAUUUUUGCCCAGCUAAUGUUGUGGGUGAGGAACAGGCCAGGUGGUUUGCUUGUCCUAGGCUCCGCCAAUGUGGAUGAGUCGCUGCGCGGUUACCUAACGAAGUAUGACUGCUCCUCGGCUGACAUCAAUCCGAUUGGAGGGAUCUCCAAAAUGGAUCUGCGAAGAUUUCUGACCUAUGCCAUGGAGAAGUUCAAUCUGCCCGUACUGGAGUCCAUCAUAGAUGCCCCACCCACCGCCGAACUGGAACCGCUGCAGGAGAACGGAGAACUGCAGCAGACGGAUGAACAGGACAUGGGCAUGACCUAUGCAGAGCUCUCCGAGUACGGACGCCUGCGCAAACAGUCUUUCUGCGGUCCUUACAGCAUGUUCUGCCGACUGGUGGCCACCUGGAAGGGUGAUCUUAGUCCCAAAGAGGUGGCCGAAAAGGUGAAGCAUUUCUUUCGAUGCUACGCAAUCAAUCGGCAUAAGAUGACCGUGCUGACACCAUCGGUUCAUGCCGAAAGCUAUAGUCCGGAUGACAAUAGGUUCGAUCAUCGCCCGUUCUUGUAUCGUCCCAACUGGAGUUGGCAAUUUAAGGCCAUUGACGACGAGGUGGACAAGCUACAACCCAUCUACACUCCAUCAUCGGCACAGCUGCGUCCCAGCAGCGAUGAUUUGCUCCUGUCCACUCAGAGAUCCUCGCACUUGGAUGACUCCAAGCACUCCUCGCCGUUGUCCUCGGCCUCGGCGUCCGCAUCGAUUGAUGUGGGCAUUUCGACGGCAGCGGUUCCACUACCCGGUGCCGCUGCUCCAGGCGGUCUCUCCAAGAAACCCAGCGGCUAUAGCAAGGUGCACGUCAAUGUUCUCGGCAAGAUCAAGGACCGCACUGGCAUUCCCGUCUAGAAACGACAUACUCGCAAAGUACUGGAAUUAUGUUUUUGUUUUUUUUUUUGGCACAGCUUGAUGUCUUUUGCUGUUAAACAAAGAAAUCAUUGUGGCUUAGAUGAUAUAUUUUCGAUUUGUUAUCAGUCAGCUAUCUUUUGUAACUAUGUGCCUUCUAUUGUUCGUAACUUGUUUCCUUAAGACGUUCGGUGUAUGUUGAUCUGCAUACGUAUAUGGUUAAUGUAAGCCCCAAGUAAAACUUAGCCCUGAUUAGUAUAUUCAUGUUCCUUAGUUGUUGAUUAACAAACGCCUGUAAAACCAAACAAUUUAUGGAAUUGAAAAGUGAUUUCAUUACAAAUUUAUCCUUAAUCCUUUCCUUUAACUACUAAACAUUAAUGCUUUAUAUCCCUUAAAUCUAACUAUUAUUAUAUACAUCAUUUGAAAAUCACCAAAUAUCAAACUUCAGUACUAAGCAGCAGCAAAAGGCAUUAUUCUGUAUAUAUAUACGGAACCCAUACGUGUAGGCCUAGGCGUAGUACUAGCAUUGCUCCUCUACCUAUAUCCAUAUACUAUUUUUUUUGUAGAUCCUCUUCAAUGUAGUUGUCGGCCUUCGUAGCAUCUUUUCCAGUUUGCCUUAUCGAAAAGUCUUUUAUCUUGUCUAAAGCUCAAGCUAAAACAAAAACUGGACAAACUAUUUGUCCGCUUGUCCAAACAAUUUGUACAACAAUCUUUAAAAACGAAAACUAACUAGGCAGUUCUUUGCCGCACAUUUAGUUAGAUAAUAUCAUAAACUUUUUUUUGGUUUUAUAUUUUAAAAAAUAAGAGAUUACUUGUUGUGUUGUUGGUUGUGUACAGUGCGUGUCAAGGGUUAAUGUUUUUAUCAGCCCCAUUUAAAAUUCUAAACUAAACUAUCUUAGACAUUACUUUUUUGUUAAAACGGAUUGGUUAAGCCUUAAAAUUGAAAAGACUAAGUAUAAAUUUUUUACAAUAAAAUAAGUUUUCUAUCAACACCUUAAUACAAAUUUAAAUAUUGAAAGUUAUACUUUAACCAACGCACUGUAUGUUAAAUAAUUAAGAUUAAUUUGUUGAUUAUGAGACAAUUUUUCUAUGUUCAAGAUCGCAGAAAAUUAUAUUGUUAUAAAAAAUCUUAGAAACGUCAAUUAUAUAACCUGUGGUCAGCUAAAGAUCUUUAAACUUUAGACCAAAGCUAAAAAAAAGAACAUUAAUACGAUAUCAUAGCUCGCAACUGUUAGUUAGUCUUUUUAGGUACUUAUACAUUGACUUUGUAUCAACCAAAAAAUGUCCUAAACUUUCGGAAACAAACAUUAAAACUAUUCAUACCUUAAAUUUUUUGUAUUAUCACAAAAAUGAUUUACUAAAAAUGCUUUUCUAAAUGAAUUUGAAAAAAAUUUUACGAACCACUUUUAUCAUAGCUAAACUUUUGUUAGUAAAUAAAAGGCAUACAUUAAAAUAAUUCAAAAUUGUAUUUUGAAUUCAGUAAAUCCACAUUAAGUUUAAAAAUAAGAAAUAUGUAAAAUUCCUGAAACUUGUAAGGACACUUUCCUGGGAGAUGAGCAACAUUUUGUUUGUAGUUUGUAGUUUUAACAUGUAGAUUUAUAGCACAUUGUGAAUUUGAACACUCGCAUCGGAUCGAUUUAAUGGAACACUGAUUAUACACUUCUGUAGAAGUAAAUAUAUACACCA